Molecule: messenger RNA, 2558 nt
Organism: Symbiodinium sp. CCMP2456
Lineage: Eukaryota; Dinophyceae; Suessiales; Symbiodiniaceae
Source: the annotation of a GenBank genome assembly
GUUAUUUGCUGCCUUUCUGGGGCUUUGCCCACUGCGAGGGAAUCCUUUCAGGAUUCUACUGGAUGCUAUUCGAUCGGGCGAUUCCAGACUCGAUCCUGAUAGGUUCGAUAGCUAGCCUGCCCGUGGCAGAGUUCGAGGGCAAGAAGACGUGGUUCGCGCCCUCCUGGCUGGCGGCGCUGCAUCUUCUGCGGUCCUGGAGCAAGAUCCUCAGGGUCUACAAGAUCAACCUAGAGAUGUUCCGCAACCAGCUGCUGGACAUCCUGAUCUCUACGUUCUUCAAGGUGUAUCUCAUGGCCAUGAUGAUGCUCACCUUCGAAAACCUCGGCGAUCCGCCUUUCUUUGUGGAGUUCUCCCAGGUGAAGUGGAAUACAAUUUCUUCGAUGUACUUCGUGCUGACGAGUGUGGCCACGGUUGGAUUUGGAGACCUGGCCCCCUUGAGCAGCCUUGGCCGCAUCUGUACCGUCUUCGCCAUCUACAGUGGCUUGGCGUGGACGGCGACUGCUGCCUAUAGGUGCCUGCAGAUCCUGGCAGUCAAUCAAACCGGUGGUGGCUUCUUCGAGCCAGUGCUGCACAGCAAGUACAUCGUCGUCAUUGGCAAUCCGACCGGCCAGAUGUUGAGGAACUUUCUCGCCGAGAUCUUCCACCCUGAUCAUGCAGAGGACGCCGAUGACCUUCACGUCUCGGUAAUUCUUCCACCCGGGCACCCGGGCCAAGAGGUGGUUACAGAGUGGCUGCGGCAGCCGCAGAAUCUUCGGAUGUUGCCUCGGGUCCACAUCUUCCAGGGGACAGCAUUGAGCGACACAGAUCUGAACCGUGUGACGAUCGCUGCUGCCACUUGCGUGUUCAUUCUUCCGAACCUCCUGUGCCAGAGCGUGAUGCAAGAGGAUACGGAGAAUAUCAUCCGGAUGAUGGCUGUGCAGAGGUUGGUGCCGAAGGCCCGCUUUAUCUUGCUUCUCUUGCGUGCAGAAAACCGCAAGCUGCUGACGGAGGCACACAUGGAUGGAAAUGUCACUACGGCAGCUUACGACCAGUUCAAACUGGAGAUGGCGGGCAAGUCUUGCAUGGUCCACGGCUUCGCACCGUUGCUCUGCAAUCUGUGCAAGUCCAUCGCCAUUGAGGAAGAUGAGGACGACGAGGAGGGCGAGGCAGAUCACAAGCCGCAGUGGAAGAAGGACUUCGAGCGGGGCUGUGGCUUGGAAGUCUACGAGGUGGAGCUCAGCCUCACCUAUGCUCAGAGAGAUGCUACCUUCAUCGAGGUUGUGGUCGAUAUCAUCGAGCAGACGGGUGGCCUGGUGUACCUCGUGGGUCUUGUCGAAGCUCGGCAAGACUCCAAGAAAGUUCUCAUCAACCCUGGCCCGAACUACAAGAUCAAGCAGUCACUCCCCGGCUUCAAGAUCAUGGGCAUCUUCCUGGCCUCGGAUCGCGAGGCCAUCAUGCAGUGCGACGUGGGCAUGGUGUUCCUUGGGCGUCGGGAGCGUGUGUCUCUGGACGAGGGUGGCAUGGACCAGGAAGAGGAGGAGGGCACGGCGCCAAAGAUCGUCCAGAAGGAGGAGGACAUUCCAGAACUCGCGCACGUGAGUAUGAAGCCCGAGCACAAGGCUGCUGCCAUCAACCUGGCCAGAGUUUCCCGGAGGCACCAGAGGUCACUGAAGCCGAUGCGGCCUCCUCUGAAACGGCUGGCUGUCGGUGGCCACAUCCUCAUCCUGGCCGUCGGGACUGAGAUGACCGAGGAUCUCCGACUAGGCAUCGAGCACUUCGUCAAGCCCCUGCGCCAAAGCAUCCUCAACGCGGAGGACAUCAUCCCAGUAGUUGUGCUGUCGGCCAUGCAGCCGAGGGACUGGUUCAACGUGGAGACCAGUGAGCAGGUUUACUUCCUCCAGGGCUCUCCGACGUCGAUGCUGGACCUGCAGCGCGUCAACUUCACAGGCGCCUCCGCCAUCUUCAUCACGCACGGCGGCGCCGGUCGGCAUGAUGUUGAGAACAAGGAGAGCUGGACUGUGGACUUCGAGGUCAUCUGCUGCACCAGGCUGGUGGAGUCCCAGCUUCCCAUCGGAUCCCCCACGCUGGUCUUGUCCGACAUCGUAGUGGACUCGAACCAUCCCUUCCUGCCGCUGCCUGGCUUGGUUGGGGCCGGGCAGAUGCCAAAGGAGCAGCUGAAGGGUGGCCAGGGAGGCAAAGAGGGUCGUUUUGGAGUCUUUGGCAAGCAGGAUGCAGCAAAGCGCACGAAACAUAAGAAGUUGGAGGAGUACUUCGUGCAGCCGAGAUUCGCCGCCGGGCGCCUCUUUGCGGGAGGGACGACCUUCACUUCCCUGGCAGCCAACACCUUUUACAAUCCGACGCUGAUUGACCUCGUGAGCACCAUGGUCACGACGCAGAUCAGGAUGGUGAAGCUCCCGCAUUCCUGGGAAGGCAAAUCCUACUUCGAGCUCUUCGACUUCUUGCUCUGGAAGGAGAAGCUCUUGGCGGUGGGCAUCUACAGAACUGCCCUGGGCUUAGCGAGCCUGAUUCGUACUGCCCUGUGCCGUCGCGAGAAGCCGUGCAACAAGCCCUCGUGCUAG